CUCUCUCUCUCUCUCUAUUAUUUCUCUGAUACAUCACAGAAAAAGAGAGAUGGGUAGCAGUUAUUUUGGAGAGCCAAAUAUGGGAAAUGAAAGAGGGAGUGGGUCUUCUUCCUCGUCAAGGAAAAGCAAGAAGAACAAUUCAGACAAGCCUAAACAGCCACAAAGAGGUCUUGGAGUUGCUCAAUUAGAGAAGAUCAGAUUACAUGGCCAAAUGGGUUGUGCUACAUACCACCCCUCCCUUCAUGGCCCAUAUCCCACUAAUUUCAACAAUCAAGAGGAUAUGAGAAUGCAAUCUGCAACUUAUUCUUCAAUACCAUCAUCAUCAUCUUUUUCUUAUUCAUCCUCAUCAUCAUCAUCCUCAACUUCUUAUGGUUUCCACCCCAACAUCAUGAUGGGGCUAGGCGAAUAUGAAAGAACAAAUAUCAGAUAUGGUGAUUCCCUACCUGCUACAACAGCAAGAUGGGACCCCAGCGGUGCAACCUUAGAGACUCAACAUUUUGAGCAGCCAAGCAUGACUAGACACCUUCUAAAUCUACCAGUAGAGGACUCACAGCAUAUAAACAGAAAGAAACAUAGGAGUAAUUCGAGGGGCUCAAGCAGUCAGAAUUCUGAUUCAAGCGACAAUCAGGAACUAGAUUUGGAGCUCAGACUGUCACUUUAAUCAGCAAUUAUCUGCCACUCAAUUGCAUGGCUUCUCAGUGCUAAUUAAAUUGCAAAAUGGCACACAGAGUUGGCAAGACAAUGUAACUUGUUAGAGGUAUCACUGGGUGUGACUCUUGUGUAAUGAAAGGUAGAUUGACUUUCUG
This is a messenger RNA of Quercus lobata, 806 nucleotides long. Its product is annotated as mediator of RNA polymerase II transcription subunit. Gene Ontology annotation, molecular function: DNA-binding transcription factor activity. Bases 50 to 661 code for a protein of 203 amino acids. The record is from RefSeq and is a predicted model, not a curated record. NCBI's taxonomy places the organism in Eukaryota, Viridiplantae, Streptophyta, Magnoliopsida, Fagales, Fagaceae. The transcript is spliced from 5 exons.